This is a messenger RNA of Macroventuria anomochaeta, 1299 nucleotides long. RefSeq lists its product as uncharacterized. Gene Ontology annotation, biological process: chromatin remodeling. NCBI's taxonomy places the organism in Eukaryota, Fungi, Ascomycota, Dothideomycetes, Pleosporales, Didymellaceae. Gene Ontology annotation, cellular component: Ino80 complex. The record is from RefSeq and is a predicted model, not a curated record. Bases 82 to 1299 code for a protein of 405 amino acids. The transcript has 3 exons.
GCGCUUUAAACCUCAACGACGUCACGCGCAUCGUCUAACACCCUCAAUCGCUUAUUCUUACCGUCGCGCAACCUCCUGCUUAUGACGGACCGGGUAGCCAAGCGCUUGCGGCGGCUCAGCACCGAGUACGAGGACUCGGAGGACAACGUCGAGUGGAACAACAGCAGUGCCCCUACGGCCUCCUCCACGCGCCCUCGUCGCGGCACGGCAAACCGCCACGAUGCGCCCUCUGCCACCAUCCAGCGCUCCUCGCCCGAAGAAACACGGCAGUCCCUCUCACUGACCGUCAAGUCGUCCCCCAACAAGCUGCGCCAGGCCACCGGCGUACCUGCCGUUAGCAAGGGCAAUCUCAGUCGCAACAACAUUGUCUCGGGCAAGCGCGCCUCGCGGAGCAGUAGAGUUGUGCGCGAGGUGGACAGCGACGAGGACGAAGAGGAAGACGACAACGACGAUGAGGCGGACGAGGUCGAGGCCAUGGACGUUGAUGAGGAGGAAGAGGACGACGAUGUAGAUGCUGAAGGAAGUGAGGAGGAUGACAUGGACGCUGAGGGCGACGAGGAGGACGAAGAGCCUAUUGUUGUGCCCACAAGCAAAGCUAUACCAGUGGCCUCGAAACCGAAGAUCAGCGUCACGAAGGCGCAAGAUACAGUGGAGGCUAAGGAGAUGGCCAUGUCUGAUGACGACGACGAACUCAGCGAUCCAGACUCUGACCUCGACGACAUGGAAGACGCAGAGGGCGAAGACGACGAUGCAGAAGGAGAGGACGACGACGAACUUGCUGGCCCUGAAGGCGACGUGGACAUGGACAGCGACGAGGACAUGAGCCGCGACCAGACACCUGACAUGAGCAAGUUGACACGGCGACAACGCGCUGUGCUGGAGCAAGAAGAGGAUGGCAGUCUGCUUGCGCUGAGCAACGAGGCGCAGAAGAAGAAGCAUCUCACCGCUGAAGAACAUGCCAUGAGAAGGGCGGAAAUGGCACGACGAAGGAAGAACCUCAGCGAGAAAAGGAAUGAGGAAGAGAAGCUUGACACGAUCAACCGCCUCCUCAAGAAGCAGCCCCCAAAACGCGGCCGCAAGAGCGCCGUCGCCGACCUCGACGAAUCAGGUCAAGAAGCAGAGCCCGAGCCGGAACGCGCAAACCCGCUCUUCGUACGAUACAUCCAGAAUGCAAAGGGCACACAGCUCGCUGUCCCAGACGAGUGGCUACAGGCGCCUAUGGGCAGUGUGUUUGCGGGCAAGACAGAACCUGCAAGCAAGACGCCGUGGAGUGGCAGGAUGGUUGAGGAGGUUGCGUAG